AUGCUGCGGCUUGUCGUGGAGUCGGCCAAGAUUGACCCGCCCCUAACCCCCCCACCCAGAUCCUGCGUGUCCGUCAACUUCAGAGAUAUCAAGAAGAGAACUCAUGUGGUGGAAGGGAAUGACCCCAUAUGGAAUGAGACCCUAAUCUGGCACCUCUGGAACCGUCCCCUGGAAAAUGACUCCUUCCUGCAAGUCACCCUUCAGGACAUGGGCUCAGAAGAGAAAGAAAGGUUCAUUGGCCUGGCCACAGUAGUGCUCAAGCCGUUGGUGAAACAUCCGAGAAAGGUCCAUUUUGUGAAGAACUUGAACCUGCUCAACCAUUCCAUGAGUCAAACAGACUGUACUAUCACUCUACAGGUAGCCCACAUGACCCACCGAGACAUUGAGAAGACAGGGUAUAAAGACCGCCUGGGCAUAACGACAAGAGAGGCAGCCAAGCAGAAAGUGCCGCUUCCCAGCUCUGCCAUGCAGAGGGCUCUGUGCUCAAAGCCUCAGCACUUCCAGGUUCGAGUGAGGGUGUUUGAAGCGCGACAGCUCAUGGGCAAUGACAUCAAGCCAGUGGUGAAGCUGUCCAUUGGGGGCCAGCAGCAGCAGACCCGGAUCAAGAUGGGAAACAACCCUUUCUUCGAUGAGCUCUUCUUCCAGAAUUUUUAUGAGAUUCCUAUGAAGUUCUUCGAUGAGAUCAUCUUAAUCCAGGUGGUGAACUCCGCAGUGAUGAGAUAUAAAGCAGAGAUUGGGAGAUUCCAAACAGAUAUUGGAUUUGUCUACCAUUCUCCAGGUCACUCACUCCUGAGGAAAUGGUUAGGCCUCUGCCAGCCAAAUAAACCUGCCAGUGGCGUGACAGGCUACCUGAAAGUCACCAUCUCUGUUCUUGGUGUGGGAGACCAGGCCCCGGUAGAUCAAAAGCUGCCCUAUAGGGCCGAUGACACCGAAGUUCAGAUCUUCAAGUCAGCGGCAGUUCCGAUCCACAUGGCUUAUUUACAGUUCUUCAUCUACUGCGCAGAGGACCUUCACUUCAGGAAACUGCAGUCAGUGAAUCCUAUGUUGGAGGUGGAACUAAUUGGGGAAAAGCUCAAGACGCGUGUACCGGCCCCAACUGACAACCCGAUAUGGAACCAGAUCCUGACCUUCCAGAUCCAGCUGCCCUGCCUCUCCAGCUACAUCAAGUUCAGAGUCUUGGACUGCUCCAGGAGGGAUUGCCAGGAUGAGAUUGGUACUGCCAGCCUGUUCCUCAACCAGAUCUCAUCCACUGGAGAAGAGAUAGAAGGAGUGUCCUCUGGCUUCCUACCCUGCUUUGGCCCCAGCUUCCUGACUCUCCAUGGGGGGAAAAAGGCCCCUUUCAGGAUCCAGGAAGAAGGCGCUUGUAUUUCUGACUCUGUUAAGGAUGGUUUAGCUUAUCGAGGCCGAGUCUUCCUAGAGUUAAUCACCCAAAUCAAGUCCCAACAAGACUCCAGGAUGAAGGACCUCUCCCAUGAAGUGACCAUGAUAGAGAAGCACCGGAACCGCCAAAAGUAUGGAUUGUGUGUUAUCUUCCUCUCCUGUACCAUGAUGCCCAACUUCAACGACCUGAUCCAGUUCGAGGUCAGCAUUGGCCACUAUGGAAACAAGCUGGACCUGAAUUACAAGCCUCUAGUCUCAACCACACAGUACAGCCCAGUGAUAUACGAUGGGAACAUCUACCAUUAUGUGCCCUGGUACAACACCAAGCCUGUCGUGGCUGUGACCUCCAGCUGGGAGGAUGUCAGCUUCCGAGUGAACUGCCUCAACCUCCUCCAUUUCACUCGGGACCGCCUGAAAGCCAAUCUGGACACCCUGAAAUCCAUGCGGAAUCCGAAGGACCCAGCACUGCUCCGCCAGUGGGAGAAACUGCUGCGGGAGCUGGUACAGGACUGCAAGCGCCCUCUGCCCUGCAUGACUGAUCAGCCCGCAGCCACCAACCUGGAUAGGAAGAGGUGGCAGCUCUGCAGCCUCGUCCUGCAGGAACUGGCCCAAAAGGCCAAGCAUGCCAAGCCCAGGGACAUGGUGGCCACCGUGGAGGGCUGGCUGUACCACCUCAACACUGUGCUCCCUGAGCCCCAGAUCAGCCUCCCAGACGUGAUGAUCUGGCUGAUGGCCAAGGAGCAGCGAGUGGCCUACGCACGGGUUCCCGCCCACUCCGUCCUGUUCUCCCAGGCAGGGGGCCUGUACUCCGGCAGGUUCUGUGGGAAAAUACAGACACUCCUCCUACAGUACCCCGAGGGUGAAGGACAGAAGGACACGCUCCCAGCCCACCUCCGGGUCUGCAUGUGGCUGGGCAAUGUCACAGACAGCAAGGAUCUGCAGCUGCUCCGCCAGGGCGACAUGGUGGUGUACGCAGAGACGUACGAGAAUCAGGCCAAGUACAAAGACCAGUGGGGGAUGGAGGGGCUGUACCGCUGCCCCAACUUCUCAGAUGUCAUGGGGAACAAGGCCCUCCCCAAGACGGAUUUCCAGCCACCCCCAGGAUGGCACUGGUCGGACAACUGGAGAGUGGAGCCUCAGAGGAGACUCCUUCUGGACAUAGACAUCAACAAGAGCCAGGUGCUGGAGGAGGUGUAUGAGAACCAGGGCCGCAAUGCCAGAGGUGCCUGGGUGCCCGCUGCCAUCCCGAACACGGACGUGAACGGACAGCCCGUGGAGGCCCGGGAGAAUGUGAAGUGCCCCCAAGGCUGGCACUUUAAGAAGAACUGGAUUGUGGAGCUGAACCGGGCAGUGGACAAUGAGGGCUGGGAGUAUGGAGUGGGGAUCCCGCCCUCCGGCCUGCCCCAGGUCUGGAACUCGGUGGAGAAGACCUACCACUCGAGCCGCCGGCGGCGCUGGGUGCGUGUACGCUUCCGGAACCACAGGGAGCUGAGCCUUGAGCAGGAGACCCUCUCCUUCCUGCAGCAGCACAACCUGGCCAAGGGGGAAGAAGAGGGCUGGGAGUACGGCACCUUCCGCUCCAAGUUCCACCUGAGCUCUCAGCCCCAGAGCCGGUUCCGCCGCCGCUGCUGGCAUCGCAGGCUAGCCCCCGACAAAGACAAGGGCGUUGCACCCAUAUUCCUCCUGGAGGGGUCUUUGGCUAUGGAUUUGAAACAGCAUGCUAAGAAGGAAGAGGAAAACAAGUCAUGGAUGGGCUCCAUGAGGCGUAUGCCAGAGGACACCCGGCCCCCCAACAUGCCCUUCAUCUACUGCAUCUUCAACAAGCCCCACUACUACCAGCUCUUCUGCUACAUCUACCAGGCCCGGAACCUGAUGUCCAACCACAUCCUGACAUUCCAAGGGCCCUUCAUUCGGGUGGUCUUCCUAAACCAUAGCCAGUGCACCCAAACCCUGAGGAGCUCGGCAGGCCCCACGUGGGCCCAGACGCUCAUCUUCCAGCACCUUCUUCUGUACGAGAACCCCCAGGACACCAAAGAAAGCCCACCACUCGUGGUGCUGGAACUGUGGCAGCGUGACUCCUGGGGCAAGGAGAACUUGUGGGGACGGAGUAUGUGGCCCCCAGUGGUCUGGCUGGAUCUCCAUAACCGGACCCUGCCUCCCAUGAGGUGGCACCCCAUUAUAAAUGAGCUGGGGGCUGAAGAGGGUGAGAUCUUGGCAUCCUGUGAGCUGAUCCUCGAGACUGAGAGGCUCAGAGAGAAGCAACUGCCAAUCUUGAGUGUUCCCUGGAAGAAUGGGGUCUACACACUCCCCAAGAGCAUCCAGCCCACGCUAAAGAAGAUGGCCAUUGAGAUCUUGGCCUGGGGCCUUCGGAACAUGAAGAACAUGAGCUCCCCACAGCUCCUUGUGGAAUUUGGGGAGAAGUCCCUGAGGACAGAACCCAUCAGUGACUUCCAGACCAACCCCAACUUCCCUGAAUCCUUCCUCCUCCUCAUAGUGUACAUGCCCACAGAGGAGGCCUACGCGCUGCCCCUUGUGGUGAAGGUGGUAGACGUUUGGAUCUUCGGCCAGGAGACUGUGGUGGGUCAAGCCAACAUCGACUUCCUCCAGCCCUAUUUCUGUGACCCCUGGGCUCAGGACUACGUGCCCCCACGGCUUCCAACGCUGGGCAUGAAGCAACACCGAGAUUUCCUAGAGCACCUCUACAAAAAGUUCUUCUUCAAGUUGAGCACAACCAAGGAUCAUUAUGAGCACGAAGUGGAUUGGUGGAGCAAGCUUUUCUGGGCCACGGGAGAUGAUCACAAGUCCCCCAAGUACAAGUAUAAAGACUACCACACUCUAAAGGUGUAUGACUGUGAGCUGGAGGCUGUGCCAGCCUUCCAAGGCCUGCAGGACUUCUGCCAGACCUUCAGGCUCUACCAGGAGCAGCCCAAGUUGGACAGCCCUGUGGUAGGGGAGUUCAAGGGCCUUUUCCGUAUCUACCCAUUUCCUGAGAAUCCGGAAGCCCCCACGCCCCCGAACCAGUUCGAGGUUUGGCCUGAGAGAGAGGACUUCCCUCAGCUGUGCUUGGUGCGGGUCUACAUGGUUCGAGCUAUCAACCUGCAGCCCCAGGACUACAAUGGCCUGUGUGACCCUUAUGUGAUCCUGAAACUGGGGAAUACAGAGCUUGGCAACCGGGACACAUACCAGCCCAACACACUGGACCCCAUCUUUGGCACGAUGUUUGAACUCACCUGCAACAUCCCCCUGGAGAAGGAUCUAGAGAUCCAGCUAUAUGACUUUGACCUAUUGUCACCCGAUGAUAAGAUUGGAACCACCGUCAUCGACCUCGAAAAUCGUCUCCUGUCUGGCUUUGGAGCUCGUUGUGGGCUCUCCAAAUCCUACUGUCUGUCAGGGCCCUUUAGAUGGCGGGAUCAGAUGUCCCCAACCUACCUCCUGGAAUGCUAUGCCAAGCGAAAAGGGCUGCCUCCGCCUCUGUUCAACCCUGAGGAAGACUCUGUUUUUUACAAUGGGAAAAUCUUCAAGCUGAAAAGCUUUGAGCCCCAACCCCCUACUGUUCAUGGUUUGGGACCCAAGAUGGAACGCCUUGCGCUGUACCUCCUGCACACCCAGGGGCUGGUACCUGAGCACGUGGAGACCCGCACACUGUACAGCGACAGCCAGCCAGGCAUCGAGCAGGGAAAGGUACAAAUGUGGGUGGAUAUCUUCCCUAAGAAGCUGGGGCUUCCUGGCCCUCCAGUCAACAUCAGCCCCAGAAAGCCUAAACGGUAUGAGCUGCGCUGCAUCAUCUGGCAGACUGCCAACGUGGACCUGGUGGAUAGCAAUUUAAGGGGAGAUAAGACGAGCGACAUCUAUGUCAAAGGGUGGCUAUACGGCCUAGAGGAUGACAUGCAGAAGACAGAUAUCCACUACUACUCCCUGACUGGGGAGGGCAACUUCAACUGGCGGUUCAUCUUUACCAUGGACUACCUGGCAGCAGAGCAUGUGUGCAUCCACAGCCAGAAGGAUUACAUUUGGAGCCUGGACCCCACAUCGAUGAAGUUCCCAGCCCGGCUCAUCAUCCAGGUCUGGGACAAUGACAUCUUCUCCGCUGAUGACUUCCUAGGGGUCCUGGAGUUGGAUUUGUCUGACAUGCCCUUCCCAGCUCGGCACGCCAGCCAGUGCUCCAUUAGGAUGAUGGAUGCUGACUCCAAGUGGCCUGCCUUCCUCCAAUACAAGCACUUCUCCCUCUUUAAGAAGAAGACUGUAACUGGCUGGUGGCCUUGUCAGGUCCUCGACGAUGGCAAAUGGCGCUUGUCGGGCAAAGUGAAGAUGACUCUCGAGAUGCUGUCCGAGAAGGAAGCCUUAAUCAAGCCAGCUGGGCGAGGCCAGUCGGAACCCAACCAAUACCCUACACUUCAUCCUCCCCUACGCACUGAUAGCUCUUUCAAGUGGUUUCGGUCACCUGUUCGAAACAUCUGCCGUGCUUUCUGGAAACGCUACCGCUUCAAACUCCUAGCCUUAGUGGUCACAGUGAUUACAGCACUUCUGCUAUUCAACUUUAUCUAUUCAGCUCCGCACUAUUUGGCCAUGCACUGGAUCAAACCUGAACUGCGGCUGUCUCCUCCCAUUAAAAUAUUCAACAUCAUCACUCAACGAAACACCAGCAAUGCCAACUCUUCCAUCCUCCAAAUCCCAGAUUCAAACCUAAAGCCUAUGACAGACCGUGAGUUCAAACUCCUCCAGGGACCCAGGAAUCACCUGAGUGAUAUUUUCCCAGAACCUCCAGCCCCGUAAGACUAAUUCUCCCAUGUUUGCCUGGCUUUUCUCCCCUGGCUACCAGCAGCCCUGCCCUUGA
This is a messenger RNA of Lemur catta (Ring-tailed lemur), 6214 nucleotides long. RefSeq names its product fer-1 like family member 5 (gene FER1L5). Gene Ontology annotation, molecular function: calcium ion binding; calcium-dependent phospholipid binding. NCBI's taxonomy places the organism in Eukaryota, Metazoa, Chordata, Mammalia, Primates, Lemuridae. Gene Ontology annotation, cellular component: cytoplasmic vesicle; membrane; T-tubule. The coding region runs from base 1 to 6153 and encodes 2050 amino acids. The record is from RefSeq and is a predicted model, not a curated record. Gene Ontology annotation, biological process: plasma membrane repair; monocyte activation involved in immune response; negative regulation of phagocytosis. The transcript has 53 exons.